Molecule: messenger RNA, 1381 nt
Organism: Pollicipes pollicipes
Lineage: Eukaryota; Metazoa; Arthropoda; Thecostraca; Pollicipedomorpha; Pollicipedidae
Product: dipeptidase 1
Exons: 10
Coding region: 1-1218 (405 amino acids)
Biological process (GO): proteolysis
Molecular function (GO): metallodipeptidase activity
Source: RefSeq, a predicted model, not a curated record
AUGCUGGUGCUGGUGACGGCCGCCACAGGCCUGAUCAGCCUGCCCCUCCUGCUGCGGGACAUGCGAUCAUCAACCGAGCGACACCUGCUGGCUGCCCGCCGCAUUCUCACAGAAGUGCCUCUUAUAGACGGACACAAUGAUUUUCCUUGGAAUGCGAGGCGGUUUGUCUACAACAAGCUGAGCGGGGUGAACUUGACCUCUGACCUUCGUCACAAGCGACCCUGGAAUGAGAGCGUCUGGUCUCACACUGAUCUGGUCCGCCUGAAGGAGGGCAUGGUUGGAGCUCAGUUCUGGAGUGCAUACGUUCCAUGCGGGGCCCAGUACCUGGACGCUGUGCAAAUAGCGCUGGAGCAGAUGGACACGGUCAAGAGGCUGGUGGCCAAGUAUCCGACCCACACGGCCUUCGCGAGGACUGCGGACGACAUCGUGGCUAUCCACGCGGGAGGGCGGCUGGCCAGUCUGCUCGGCGUGGAGGGAGGACACGCCAUCGGCAGCAGUCUGUCCGUGCUCAGGAGCCUGCACGCGCUCGGCGCGCGCUACCUGACGCUGACUCACACCUGCAGCACGCCCUGGUCAGUCUUCUCAGCGGAUGAUGCAAACAGCCCACGGGACGCUGGCCUGUCCCCCAUGUUGCAGAGAGUGGUACGCGAGAUGAACCGGCUGGGCAUGCUGGUGGACCUGAGCCAUGCCAGCACGCAGACGGUGCGCGACGCUCUGGCCGUGUCGCGCGCGCCUCUUAUGUUCUCGCACUCGGCGGCGCACGCGCUCUGCAACAUCUCCCGCAACGUACCUGACUUCAUCCUGCAACAGCUGGCUCUUCAAGGUGGCAUCGUCAUGAUCAGCUUCUACAACCGCUUCCUGACCUGCGGGGACACGGCGACCUUGGAUGAUGUGAUAGCUCACAUUGAGCGGGUGAGGAAGAUGGCCGGGGUAGACCAUGUUGGCCUUGGAGCCGGCUACGACGGAAUCAACCUAGUGCCUGAGGGUUUGUCGGACCCCUCGUCGUACCCGGCCCUGGUGGCGCGCCUCCUCUCUCGGCCCGGCUGGUCGGAGGACGACGUCAAGCGGCUGGUCGGCCACAACUUCCUCAGGGUCCUCAGGAGGGUUGAACAGGUACGGGAUCACCUCUCGUCGGAAGAGGCGGUCUCAUUGGAUGAGUUAAAGCCAAUGAGCCGGCAUCGCCUGAGCAACAACUGCACUUACGACAUACGGCUUUAAUGUUUUAUGCCGUGCGCGUUGAUCCCGUAAGCGAAGCUCAAACGCCAUGUGUAGGAAUGGUGCGGUAACCAAUCAGAAAUAGGAAAUUCGUCAUUUCGGUUUGGGAAGGAACCAUCCAACAAGCCUCAGUUACUGGAGAGCUUUUUUGUUUAGCGGCCGACUA